AUGCAACCCCAUCACAUUGCACUUCUGCUGGGCAUUGCAGCAGCAGAGUUCUAUGAGCCUUGCACGCCUGCGCAAGCUCUCCAGGCAUUGCACAAAGUUCGCUCGCUGGAUGCGGCGUCCGACGCCUUCAGACACUUUUGUCAAUCGUGCCCGCACCAGAAUUCCACAGUUGUUUGCUGCGGCUGCUUUACCGGGCUCUUGGCACUUGACGCCGGAAUUCAACAUGAGCUUACGACCCUUAAGGUGCUCCAUCAAGCCGAUGUGGACAAGCUGCAAAACCUGUCAACAGCCUUGCAGCUCUAUCGUGUGAAACUUCGUUCCGGUCCUGGCCUCGCAACAGCUCGAGCAGCUUUGCAGGAGAAAUUCGCAGACCUCCAGCGACGUAUUGGCUUUACCGGCCAAAUCGCGUUGCGUUUGGCAGAUGAGCGAUGGAGUGAUUCUCUGACUGAUCGAACUGCCGGCCUCAUGAGUGAAAUCUUCUUCUACUUUAAGGAGCUGCAAACUAUGCCACUCUACAAGAUGCUGGUGGAAAACCACAAUAUGUGCUUGCUGGACAUUUUUGCCGGAAGGUGCGAAAAGAGGAACCUCCCCAUCUUUGAAAAGUUCCCCGCCGUGAAGGGGCCUCCGCAAGAGGGUUUUAUGUUGGAUUUUCUUGGUGUGUCCAUGCCAAUCAAGGCUAGUUGUGAAGAGCCUCAGUUGGCUUUGCUAGCACCAGGACGAACCAUGAUGUGCAGAUACUAUCUGGCAGGAAUGCCUUUGCCUCGGGUUUGGCCGGUGUUGGACGAGGAGUACUUGGAAUGGGCGGAUAGUCUCACGACGGCAGUUGAUGCAGCACAGGCCGGGAGGCCAUUCCGUAUGGCUGAGUUGGGCAGUGGGCCUUACGGAAUUUGGGCCAUGCGUGCAGCAAAAGCCUAUACGAAGUUUGCUGCCACUGACCAGCCCUGUGAACUCUUGCUUGUGGAGCCCUAUCAUAUCGGGGAUGGCUCCAUAUUGCAAAUGCACACAGCAAUGAAUUUGCCCCUUGGACGCUGCAAAUUCCUGGUGCACACGGAGCUUCUGAGUACGAGCGACCAGCUCAAAGCUUUGCUGGGCUCCGGCGGCGUUUGGGAUCUGGUUGACAUAGAUGCACAGGGAGCAGAGGAGUACAUUCUAUCAGGGUUGUUGGGUUGGCUGUCGACUCGAGUUCGUCGUUUACAUGUGUCAACACACUCGCGACGGAUUCAUUGGCAGCUCUUGGACGAGCUGGGAAGUGACGGCUGGCAGGUCCAGGCUCACUAUCCCACCAUGUCCACGGUGGGACUGCAAAGCUUUGGUUUAGGGCGAUUUCUGACUUGUGAUGGCCACAUCAGUGCAUUGCCUCGUUUUUGGCAGUGGACAUAA
This is a messenger RNA of Symbiodinium sp. CCMP2456, 1380 nucleotides long. NCBI's taxonomy places the organism in Eukaryota, Dinophyceae, Suessiales, Symbiodiniaceae. The record is from the annotation of a GenBank genome assembly.